This is a messenger RNA of Cryptomeria japonica (Japanese cedar), 1692 nucleotides long. Its product is annotated as putative UPF0481 protein At3g02645. Bases 1 to 1692 code for a protein of 563 amino acids. Lineage: Eukaryota; Viridiplantae; Streptophyta; Pinopsida; Cupressales; Cupressaceae. The transcript has a single exon. The record is from RefSeq and is a predicted model, not a curated record.
AUGGAAAAUAUGAAGAAAAAAGAUUCCGAGUGGGUUGUUGCAGUUGAAUCAAGUUUAAAGGGCGAAACCAGACCCCAUAAAUCCCAGCAUGGUCUCAUUCAUAGUGUUCCAAAGUCUCUCUAUAGUAGAAACAAUCGAAAGUUCUAUCUUCCGCAAGCCAUCUUCUUCGGCCCCUACCAUUUCAAACAAGAAGAUGUAGGGAAUAAUGACAUGGAACUGCUCAAGUCAGAAGUGGCAAGGAAGAUGCAUGGUAGAAUCAUAGGAAAUGGUGAUACCAAAGGCUUAAAAUCGGUGGUGGAAAAGUUUAUGGAAAAGGACAACCAGGAUAGAAUAAAGAAAAGCUAUGCUAAAGAGUUUAAACUUAGCAGUGAAGUGUGUGCGUGGAUGAUAGUGAGGGAUGCCUGUUUUGUUAUAGAAGUUCUCAACAGGUUCCGAGAAGAUAAAGUUCAAGAGCAUGAAGAUGAAGAUGAAGAUGCAGAGGAAAGUGUGUCGCCCUUCAUCGACAGCAUUCUUAGCAGGAAACGACAUCAUCCCCUGUUGACAGAAAUUGUAAAGGACAUGCUCAAGAUGGAAAAUCAACUACCAUUCUGGGUAUUGGAGAUUGUCGGGCUCUGUACUGUGGGAUUUAAUGAUGACGACCAUCUUAGGUCGAUUGGGUUUUUAACGGAGGAAAUCGGAAGUGAUAUUGUGGGCUCAAAUGAAAAUGACCAGUUUCAGUCGUCAUCAGUCUGGUUUGAGUUUGCACUGAAAAAAUUAUCCCCCAUCGAAGUAGCAGAAAGGCCGGGUCAGAAAUACAAAGAAAGAUUUCAUAUCUUGCAAUUGCUUCAUGACUACAUUGUUGACAGGCAAGUUCCCAACAAACCCAAACUCCCGCAAUAUAGCUCUUGGAGCUACUUUCGAUAUGAAAUUUUAGAUUGUCUUAUAGUCUGUUUAAUUGAAGAAGAAUUAUCGGAUAAACCUGCAACGAAGAUCUUAAAGUGCCGGAGAUGUAUGAAAUUGCUAUUUCAAGUAUCAGGAUUUGUGAUAACCCUACUUGUUUUGUCUCCGGUUCUUGUCAUCUUGUUCGUAUGGGGGAUCAUAUUUGCCAUUUGGUACUCUAUUAAGAACUACAUAUCCGCUAAAGUAGAGGAGAAAGGACUACAUGUUCCAACUGUAGAAGAACUAAAAAGAGUAGGAGUGAAAUUCAAGAACUCGGACGGUGGAAAAAAGAUAGGAGUUAGUGACAUUAAGUUCAAGGAUUCCAAACUGUAUUUGCCUAAGAUCAAUAUAGAUAACAGAUCCGAAGUGAUACUGAGAAAUCUGAUUGCCCUGGAAAUCUGCUCCCAAAACGAGCAGAAACCUAUUACAAGGUACGCUCUUUUAAUGAAUGACUUGGUUAACACGAGUGGGGACGUGGGUAUCUUGAGACGAGAGGGCAUCAUCACCAGCAGCCUUGGAAGUGACGAUGAGAUCGCUCAACUUUGGAAUUUCAUGGUGACAGCCACAGAAAUGCCCAGGUACGAUUCUAUAGACAAGGCUUGUGAAUUCAUUAAUAGGUACCGCAAGCAGUUGUGGAAAGUUCUAUGGGCUCAAUUUGUUAUGCUUCACUGUUCAAAGCCUUGGUUGUUUCUCUCUCUUCUGGCUGGAGUUACGUUUUUACUGUUGACGCUUGUCCAAGUUAUCUGCCUUUUUCAGUCGUGCCAACUCAAAUAG